AUGAUAAAAAUCACAAGAAUUAAACGAAUUCAAGGAUGGAAAUUGAUUGCAUGGGGAAUUUUGAUUGGAUUUGUUAUUUCAUUGUGUUUAGAAACAGAGGUAAUUAACAAACAUCUUCUUAUAUCGAAUUUUGGAUUUCGAAAAUUCAGAUAACUAAGGAAUCGGCAAAAGAAGAGAUCAAUUUGAAUGAAGAUGACACUUUUGAGCCAAUUCUUUUUCAUUCCGAGGAAAAAUCUCAUUCACACAAAGGUAUAGAUUUAUUCUAAUGAAAAAUUAAACAAAAUUAAAAUAUUACAGAUGAUCGAAGUAUAGCGGAUGAAAUAUCACAAAAAGUUCGAGUGUUUUGCUGGAUUUUAACAGGAAAACAAAAUCAUGAGAAAAAAGCGAAAUUUGUGAAAGCAACUUGGGCGAAAAGAUGUAACAAGUUAGUUUAUUUUCGAAAAUUUAGAAAGUUAUUUGAAAUUUUUAGAUAUGUUUUCAUGUCAUCAGAAGAAGAUGCAUCACUUCCUUCAAUAAAUUUAAAUGUAUCAGAAGGUCGAGAUUAUUUAUGGGCAAAAACAAAAGGAGCUUUUACUUGGAUAUAUAAUAAUCAUUUAAAUGAUUAUGAUUGGUUUUUAAAAGCAGAUGAUGACACUUAUGUUGUUAUGGAAAAUUUGAGAUUUAUGCUUUUAUCACAUUCUCCUGAAGAACCUGUACAUUUUGGAUGUAAAUUCAAACCAUUUACAAAAGGAGGAUAUCAUAGUGGAGGAGCUGGAUAUGUUCUAAGUCGAGCUGCUCUCAAAAAAGUUUGUAAUUUUCUUUUUUCUCGAAAAAACACUAAAUUUCUUUGUAGAUUCAUCGAAGUUGCGUUACCCGACAAAUCGUUAUGUUCACAAGCUCACGGAGGAUCAGAAGAUGUGGAAAUCGGAAAGUGUUUAGAAAACGUUGGAGUUAAAGCAGGCGAUUCUAGAGAUGCAGAUGGACAUCACAGAUUUAUGCCGUUUAUUCCGGAACAUCAUUUAUCUCCUAGACACGCUGAUCCGUCAUGGUUCUGGCAAUAUACAUAUUAUUCGAUGGAUCAAGGACCAACUUGUUGCUCAGGUUAGUGUUAAAAACGUUUUCCGAAAUUUAAUUUAAUUAUUUUUAGAUCAUGCAAUAUCGUUUCAUUAUGUAAAAGCUGAAACAAUGUAUUUAUUUGAAUAUUUGAUAUAUCACGUAAGACCAUUUGGAAUUCAAAAACGUCUCAAAGUUUCACAAAACGAAACGAUUAUACAAUCCUCUCGUAUUGAAUCCAAAUCAGAACAAGGACCUGAUGAUAUUUUUUAA
Messenger RNA from Caenorhabditis angaria, 1305 nucleotides. The record is from the annotation of a GenBank genome assembly. Lineage: Eukaryota; Metazoa; Nematoda; Chromadorea; Rhabditida; Rhabditidae.